CUCAGCCUUUUGUCAGCUUUCAGUGCCACCCCCAUCUCCACCAUUAUUGGCAAAAUUCUUUUCCUCUUCCUCUAAUCUCUUUAAAAUUCCCCAUUCCGCUUUGGUCGAAAGAGAGGAAAGACGGCUGGGCAAAGCCCUCCGAUCCCGCCUACCAGUACUGGCUCUUCCCGACCCCUCCCCCGGCGCCCCCAGUGUCCGCCAUGGCCAAAGCCUACGACCACCUCUUCAAGUUGCUGCUGAUCGGGGACUCGGGGGUGGGCAAGACCUGCCUGAUCAUUCGCUUUGCAGAGGACAACUUCAACAGCACCUACAUCUCCACCAUCGGAAUUGAUUUCAAGAUUCGAACUGUGGAAAUAGAGGGGAAGAGAAUCAAGCUGCAAGUCUGGGACACAGCUGGCCAAGAACGGUUCAAGACCAUAACUACUGCCUAUUACCGAGGAGCCAUGGGCAUUAUCCUAGUAUAUGACAUCACAGAUGAGAAAUCCUUCGAGAACAUUCAGAACUGGAUGAAAAGCAUCAAAGAGAAUGCCUCUGCUGGAGUGGAGCGCCUCCUGCUGGGGAACAAGUGUGACAUGGAGGCCAAGAGGAAGGUGCAGAAAGAGAGGGCUGACAAGUUGGCUCAAGAGUACGGAAUCCGAUUUUUUGAGACAAGUGCCAAAUCCAGUAUGAAUGUGGAUGAGGCUUUCAGUUCCCUGGCCCGUGACAUCUUGCUCAAGUCAGGAGGCAGGAGAUCGGGAAACAACAGCAAGUCCUCAAGCCCUGACCUGAAAACGUCUGUCAAGAAGGACAGCAACAAGUGCUCCCUGGGCUGAGGAACAUUUCUCGCCUCAUCCUGAACCUGGAAGCUAGACCUGAGGGAGGUGGGCUUGAGGGGCCGUGGAAGGGAGGAACUGUGGCAGGACCUAGAGGGGCAGAUGCACGGGCGAUGAAGAGAGUGGGAGGAAGGGAAGGAAGAAAGGAAUAGGGAAAAGGAGGAGGAAGGAAUCAAGGACAUGGGAGGUGAAAAGGGUUUGCGAAGAAGAAAGGAAGCAGAAAGGAUCUCAGGUCUUAGACUGUCCUUGGACUUAAGGUCAAGUAUUAAUGUAAAUAUGUUGAUUUCUGUGUCACUGGUUCAGGUUUAGGGUCCUGAGAGCCUGGCUUAGCACUUCUCUGAAGGUUCCUCACCCUUCAUGGUCUUUGUUCGUAUUAAAGACCCCUGUUUGAUA
Messenger RNA from Psammomys obesus (fat sand rat), 1205 nucleotides. RefSeq names its product RAB13, member RAS oncogene family (gene Rab13). Gene Ontology annotation, biological process: Golgi vesicle fusion to target membrane; regulation of exocytosis; protein secretion. Lineage: Eukaryota; Metazoa; Chordata; Mammalia; Rodentia; Muridae. Gene Ontology annotation, molecular function: GTP binding; GTPase activity. The transcript has 9 exons. The record is from RefSeq and is a predicted model, not a curated record. The coding region runs from base 201 to 812 and encodes 203 amino acids. Gene Ontology annotation, cellular component: synaptic vesicle; plasma membrane; trans-Golgi network transport vesicle.